Messenger RNA from Microcebus murinus (gray mouse lemur), 616 nucleotides. RefSeq names its product cancer/testis antigen 83 (gene CT83). NCBI's taxonomy places the organism in Eukaryota, Metazoa, Chordata, Mammalia, Primates, Cheirogaleidae. The record is from RefSeq and is a predicted model, not a curated record.
ACUGCCACGUGCGCGCCCAAUUGUGAGGUCCCACGGCCUCACCAGAAUAUAAAGCUGGACAUCUGAGAGCAUCCCAGUUGCACCAGGCAGUGCGGGACCCCUAGCAUCCUGGCCCGCAGCAUCCCAAGUCCAGGAGGCUAGCGUCCCCCUGCUUCCCAACUGCCAGCUGAGUGCCUCCGUUCCCGAGAAGAGAGAAGAGGCGGAAGAGGAGCCAUGGAAACCUUGUUAAUCCUACCAAGCUGCGUUUUGAUCGCCUUUCUAAUUAUCUUCUGGAAAUAUGGGUUUGAGAGAAACAUUGGUGAAAUAUCAAAUUCAACUUCUCUUGCACUAGUAAGAACCUCUUCUACUGGGUCAACUAAGAGCAAUACUGAUAAGAGUCUUUCAGUCAACAAUCUCUCUCGGGAUAUCUUAAAUAAUUUCCCACACUCGAUAGCCAUGCAGAAGCGAAUUUUGGUAAACCUCAGGAUCGUGGAAUACAAGCUGGCUGAAUUGGAACAUUUCCUAGUUACCAGGGGUUUAAAUGGUGCAUUAGUUAACCGGAAAUCCACUGAAAAGCUUACGAGAUGUAAUGACAGUGGAGGCAACCAUUAAAGACACUUUGAGUGCAUUCACUUGA